AUGCCUGCCCAGCCCACCGCCUCUUCCAGCAGCACUGCCCGGCAGAAGCGCAGCGGCUCUCACAAGAAGAAUGAUCUCUCAAUAGAGUGCAGCUUGCGCCUGCCACUACCUGACACGGCGUCUGCCAGCGUUCUUUGGAGGGUGCUGAAGACUGACCCUUCUCUUGCCGGAACUGUGAAGGAGGUGUACUGGUGGAGUGAGGAUCCGUCUCAGCGAACCGUUGCAGUAACGAUCCAGGCAUCCUCAAAGCGCGACCUGCGCUCUGCGGUCGGGUCCCUCUUGGAUCAAGCUAAGCUUGUUGUGCGAACGUUGCGUGUGUAUCCUCCCACCACGGCCGCUGCCACUACCGCCGCUGAUGCUGGGUUGAGCACGGCAUGA
This is a messenger RNA of Leishmania mexicana MHOM/GT/2001/U1103, 378 nucleotides long. RefSeq lists its product as hypothetical. The record is from RefSeq and is a predicted model, not a curated record. The transcript has a single exon. Lineage: Eukaryota; Euglenozoa; Kinetoplastea; Trypanosomatida; Trypanosomatidae. The coding region runs from base 1 to 378 and encodes 125 amino acids.